AUGUCAGCGGACCACCCGCCGGGCCGAGAUGUGAAUGUGAUGGGCCUGAUGGUCGACUGCGGUGCAACCUCGCACAUCAUCACGGACCACGCCAAGUUUAAAAGUUUCGACGAGAGCUUCAAGGCCGAGUCUCACUGCGUCGAGCUGGCGGAUGGGACGCGGUGCAGCGGUGUAGCAGAGAAGCGAGGGGACGCGGUCGUUUUUCUGACGGAUAGCAGAGGCAGAAAGCUGAAGACAACGCUGAGAGACGCUUUGUACAUCCCCUCCUACCCGCAAGACAUCUUCUCCGUUAAAGCAGCUACGGCCAGUGACGCGACAGUGAUCUUCAAGAAGGACAAGGACGUGCUGAUCCACAAAGACGUGGAGGACAUGAGACGUUGUGUGUGGCUGGUAGAUGCAUGUUUCUCCGGCUGUGAGCUGUGGAGUCCUCCUCCUUCCCAGACUCCCCCUCCUCCUUCCCAGACUCCCCCUCCUCCUUCCCAGACUCCCCCUCCUCCUUCCCAGACUCCCCCUCUUCCUCCCAGUCCUCCCCCUCCUACCCCCGAGACUCCUCCCCCUCCUACCCCCGAGACUCCUCCCCCUCCUACCCCCGAGACUCCUCCCCCUCCUACCCCCGAGACUCCUCCCCCUCCUACCCCCGAGACUCCUCCCCCUCCUACCCCCGAGACUCCUCCCCCUCCUACCCCGGCUCCUCCCCCUCCUCCUUCCCAGGUUCCUCCCCCUCCUCCUUCCCAGACUCCCCCUCCUCCUUCCAGACUCCCCCUCCUCCUUCCAGACUCCCCCUCCUCCUUCCAGACUCCCCCUCCUCCUUCCAGACUCACCCUCCUCCUUCCAGACUCCCCCUCCUCCUUCCAGACUCCCCCUCCUCCUUCCAGACUCCUCCUCUUCCCCCAGACUCCUCCUCCUCCUCCUUCCCAGACUCCCCCUCCUCCUUCCCAGACUCCCCCUCCUCCUUCCCAGACUCCCCCUCCUCCUUCCCAGACUCCUCCUCCUCCUUCCCAGACUCCUCCUCCUCCUUCCCAGACUCCUCCUCCUCCUUCCCAGACUCCUCCUCCUCCUUCUCCUUCCCCCCAGGCUCCCCCUCCUCCUUCCCAGGCUCCCCCUCCUCCUUCCCAGACUCCCCCUCCUCCUCCUCCCCAGACUCCUCCUCCUCCUCCUCCCCAGACUCCUCCUCCUCCUCCUCCCCAGACUCCUCCUCCUCCUCCCCAGACUCCUCCUCCUCCCCAGACUCCUCCUCCUCCUCCUCCCCAGACUCCUCCUCCUCCUCCUCCCCAGACUCCUCCUCCUCCUCCUCCCCAGACUCCUCCUCUUCCUUCCCAGGCUCCCCCUCCUCCUUCCCAGGCUCCCCCU
Salarias fasciatus (jewelled blenny) is the source of this 1350-nucleotide messenger RNA. Its product is annotated as extensin-like. The transcript is spliced from 6 exons. Lineage: Eukaryota; Metazoa; Chordata; Actinopteri; Blenniiformes; Blenniidae. The record is from RefSeq and is a predicted model, not a curated record. The annotation marks the transcript as partial.